Adelges cooleyi (spruce gall adelgid) is the source of this 549-nucleotide messenger RNA. RefSeq lists its product as uncharacterized. NCBI's taxonomy places the organism in Eukaryota, Metazoa, Arthropoda, Insecta, Hemiptera, Adelgidae. The coding region runs from base 1 to 549 and encodes 182 amino acids. The record is from RefSeq and is a predicted model, not a curated record. The transcript has 2 exons.
AUGGAAGAAAACGGACGUAUUCAUUCAGAAAUGGACUUUUGCGGAAAUGACCCACCUAUAUCUACGGAUCCGUUUAGGGAUCACGUGAUCGGUGAUCGACAACAGGCCGUAAUCAACGAGCUCCGGACAGACAUGUGCCGAGAAGACAAGGCGUAUCUGAGUACUCACAGAGAGGUGGAAGCAGUGGCCGUGCUAUUGUUGCGGGAAAUAUUGAAGAAGAAGCCUAGGGAUCCGUUUGCGUUGGCCGCCCGGCUGUUGAAGGAUCCGUCUGUGGCCAAACGUAUUGGCGACUACCGGCGGUCAUCAGGAACUAUCGAAGCUGAUUUGCUCGACCAGGACGAUAGGUUUUACGCUUUGGACGAAGACAAAUUGUGCGGCACUCAAGUAUCGACCUACGACGACUUGGAUUCAACAAAAUUUGUUCGUCGGUUAAUCGAACAACGCAUAACCGUGCCAGAAAGUCCACACGAUUAUGUCCAACAGUAUAACAGUUCUUCUAUUGAAGAUUUCGAAGGAGAAGUCACGUGGGAAGAAGACGUUUUCGAAUAG